ACUCGAAACUUUAAUCAAUCUGCGUUCAGUACUCAAUCGGAGCGGUUCUGUUGAAUUAGUUAAUUGAAUUAAGUUUCUGUUGAGCGAAAAAAGCAAAUUGUAAUAUUAUUGCUAGACUUUAGACGACACGAUUUUUUGUUUAUUUCGUACGCAAACACGUUUGCAAUGAAGAAAAUACGGUUUCUUAUCCUUCUUGUGGUCGUAUUAGCAUCCUUAGCUAACGGCCAGCUAACCGAAGAAGGAAUGAAAUUGCGCCUGGAAAUUUAUGAUAAUGAAACGAGAGCGUAUUGUACUCAACAAGUCCGUGCCAAUUGGGAUGUACAAACGGAUGUCGGCAAUGUAGAUAAGGAGGAGGCACAGCGUAUCAUAACGAUCGAGUAUGCAAACUAUAGGAAGAGACAAUACGACGAAUACUUCAAAGAUGCGUUAAUUGAAAGCUACAAUGAUGCAGAUAUCCGAAGACAACUGAUGCUGCUGAAGAAUAUUGGUAGUGCCGCUUUGAGCGAUGACGAUUUAAAUGCUCUAACAAGGACACGAACUAACAUGUCGGGAAUUUAUAACAGUGCUCGAAUCUGCCCGUACAGUAAUCUUGGUUGCAAUUUAGAAAGUCAAGGAAUGUCAUUGGAUCCGGACAUUGAAGGAAGGCUAGCAUCAUUAGCUGGCGUCGGUGGCACUUAUGACGAGAUGCAAUAUCUUUGGGAAGAGUGGCGGGAGAAGUCUGGAAAAUUGAUGCGAGAGCAAUAUAAAGAUUAUGUUGCACUCAACAAUAAGGCAGCACAGGCGAAUGGUUUUGAAGACGCUGGAGCAAUGUGGCGAGACCGAUACGAGUACAGUAAUUUAGUUGAACUGGUUGAUCAACUGUGGUCUGAAGUAGAGCCACUUUAUAAUGAGCUACAUCGUUACGUACGAUAUCAAUUGUCUGACUUGUACAGCGAAAUCAACAAGGCCGAUCCACUGCUACCGGCACAUGUGUUCGGCAAUAUGUGGGCACAAAACUGGGGUCAUCUAUAUGACACAACACGUCCAUUUAAAAAUGCGUCGGAUGUCGAUGUGACAUCGAAAAUGGUGGAGCUAGAAUUCGACGAGUAUCGCAUGUACAAUAUGUCGGAUGAAUUUUACAUGAGCAUGGGUCUACCUACGAGCUUUAUGAGCUACAAUGAUCCGUCGAUUAUUAAAAAGCCAACCGAUAGAACCAUCGCAUGUCAUGCAUCCGCUUGGGAUUUCUGUGACGGCGAAGACUUCAGAAUCAAACAAUGUACAACCAUCGACAUGGAGGACUUCCUUGUCGUGCACCACGAAAUGGGCCACAUAAUGUACUACCUGAUGUAUAAGGAAUUGCCAGGAAUUUACCGUACUGGUGCUAAUCCUGGCUUCCAUGAAGCCGUCGGCGACACCAUUGCCCUGUCUGUGGCCACACCAAAGCAUCUGACCAAAGUCGGUCUUUUGGAAAAUUACGAGGACUCUGAUGCGGACAAUAUCAACGCUCUGUAUAAAAUGGCUCUGCAACGCGUGGCCUUUUUACCGUUCGGUCUCCUAAUCGACAAAUGGCGUUGGGAUGUUUUCAGUGGUAACACACCGGAAACUGAGUGGAACAAGCAUUGGUGGGAAUUGCGUGAAAAGUAUCAAAAAGUCAGAGCACCAGGGGCUCGCGGUGAAGAGUUUUUCGAUCCGGGCGCUAAAUAUCACAUCCCUGCCGAUUCUCAAUACAUUGCUUAUUUCGUCGCUCAUAUCCUUGAAUUCAGUUUCUAUCGCAGCUUGUGCAUAGAGGCCGGAGAAUUCGAUCCCACUGAUCCGACAUCACAACUGCACAAAUGCGAUUUUUACGAGAGUAAAGCAGCUGGUGAUAAGCUGAGAGCCGGUCUAUCCCUCGGUUACAGCAAACACUGGUCGGAAGCGCUAAAUGAAUUGACUGGAUCGCCCGAAAUCUCCUCAAGUGCAUUGAUGGACUACUUUGCACCCCUGUAUGACUUCUUGAAAGCUGAAAAUGACAAAAGACAAGUGGAGGAAAUGCCAGAGAGGCUAGCGCAAUAUGAAGUAGAGGGAUCCGAAAUGUGCAAUAAAUUAGUCCACGCUGAAUGGGAUGUGGCCACAGAUUCGGAAAAUGAUGAGCUAACAGUUGAGUAUGAGAGAAUGGUGCUUGAGAAUGCAGAAUUUACGCGAAGGUGGCAUGACGCUGUGUUUAAAGGAGCUAAUCCGGACGAUUUUAGCGACGAACUGGUUAAGAGACAGUUGAAAUAUCUGGUUCACUUGGGCAAAGAUGCUCUCGAUCCCAGUGAUUUAAGUACCCUGACAACCGCUCAAACCAGCAUGGAGAAUAUCUACAAUCUUGCUAGAAUUUGUCCGUUCAGCGCACAAAACUGUGAUAUUACAAACAAAGAGGUCACUCUGUCAUUAGAUCCGGAAAUAUCGGAAGUGAUGGCAUCGUCAACUGAUUACGACGAAUUGAAGUGGACUUGGGAACAAUGGCAUGACAAGAGCGGUAGAAAUAUGCGAAGCGGAUAUGCUACGUACGUUGAACUGAAUAACAAGGCUGCUCGUCUCAAUAAUCUCGCCGAUGCCGGUAAGAUGUGGUUAGAGGCGUACGAAGAUGAUAAUUUCGUUGCCAAAGUUGAUGCGGCUUGGGCCGAAGUCGAACCACUGUACACUGAACUGCAUACGUAUGUUCGAAGGAAAUUAAAGGAAAUGCACGGCGAUAAAAUGGACGAUUCUGAUGGUCUGAUCCAAGCUCAUCUACUUGGUAAUAUGUGGGCUCAAAGUUGGGUCAAUUUAUACGAACACAUUAAACCGUUCCCGGAAGGAAGCCCAAUCGACGUAACCAAUAGUAUGGUGCAACAAAAUGUCAGCGUUGUGCAAAUGUUUGAGCUAUCAGACGAAUUCUUCAAAGGAUUGGGACUACCGGCCAAUGACAUGUCGUAUGAUGAAAGCCGAGGUGCUGUCAUCAUUAAGCCAACAAAUCGAACAAUCACUUGCCAUGCAUCCGCCUGGGAUUUCUGCAACGGUGUCGACUACAGAAUUAAAAUGUGCACCAGUGUCAACCAGGAAGAUUUUGUGACCGUUCACCAUGAAAUGGGACACAUCAAUUACUUCCUUCUGUACAAAGAUAAGCCACUAGUUCUCCGCACUGGUGCCAAUCCCGGCUUCCACGAAGCAGUCGGGGACUUGAUUGCACUGUCCGUUUCGACGCCACAACAUUUGGAAAGCAUUGGCUACUUGAAGGACUACAAAGAUACAGAGGACGACAACAUAAAUGCCCUGUUCAAAAUGGCAUUGGAAAAGAUUGCAUUCAUUCCGUUCGGUCUUCUCAUCGACAAGUGGCGAUGGGAUGUGUUCAGCGGAGCCGUUCCAGCGAGCCAAUGGAAUAAGCAUUGGUGGGAUUUGAGAGCACAAUACCAGAAGCUGAAACCACCCACUCAACGUGGAGAAACAUACUUCGAUGCAGGCGCUAAAUAUCAUGUACCGGCUGAUGUUCCCUACAUUCGGUAUUUCGUUUCGCACAUACUUCAAUUCCAGUUCCAUCGGGCUGCAUGCAUCGCCGCCGGUCAGUACGUUCCCAACGAUUCAACGAAACCACUGCACAAAUGUGAUAUUCAAGGUAACGCUGCCGCUGGUGCAUUAAUCAAAAACGGUUUAAGUUUGGGAUUGAGUAAACACUGGUCGGAGGUUUUGUCACUGAUGACAAAUGGACGAGACAGUGAAAUGUCUGGAGCUGCACUCAACGAGUAUUUCGCCCCAUUGUACAACUAUUUGAAGCAAGCUAAUGAGGAUUAUGGCAAGGGCAGCUCGACAGCGAUUCGAUUUAGUGGUGUAGUGGUAGCGAUUGUGAUUUUUUUGAACGCAGUGUUGUAAAUAAAAUGUUUUGUCACUAAGAU
Bradysia coprophila is the source of this 3869-nucleotide messenger RNA. RefSeq names its product angiotensin-converting enzyme-like. Gene Ontology annotation, biological process: proteolysis. NCBI's taxonomy places the organism in Eukaryota, Metazoa, Arthropoda, Insecta, Diptera, Sciaridae. The record is from RefSeq and is a predicted model, not a curated record. Gene Ontology annotation, cellular component: plasma membrane. Gene Ontology annotation, molecular function: metallopeptidase activity; peptidyl-dipeptidase activity.